CAGAAAGAACUGGCGACCUUUCUCGAGAAGGAACAAACCCAGGCCAAACUGCAUUCCUCGAUUCACAGCCUUACAACCAUGUGUUGGGACAAGUGUGUCACGAGCACUCCCUCAACUAGGUUCUCUCGGGGAGAAGAGAGCUGUUUGCAUCACUGUGUUGACAGGUUCUUGGAUUCGAGCAUUUUCCUCGUUAAACAAAUCCAAGAACGGAGAGACCAGUGA
Molecule: messenger RNA, 222 nt
Organism: Lentinula edodes (shiitake mushroom)
Lineage: Eukaryota; Fungi; Basidiomycota; Agaricomycetes; Agaricales; Omphalotaceae
Product: Tim10/DDP family zinc finger protein
Exons: 2
Source: RefSeq, a predicted model, not a curated record